Molecule: messenger RNA, 1457 nt
Organism: Styela clava
Lineage: Eukaryota; Metazoa; Chordata; Ascidiacea; Stolidobranchia; Styelidae
Product: carbohydrate sulfotransferase 11-like
Biological process (GO): carbohydrate biosynthetic process
Cellular component (GO): membrane
Molecular function (GO): sulfotransferase activity
Source: RefSeq, a predicted model, not a curated record
AAAUAAAACUUUGCUUUGAGAAUAACUAAGUGCUUUAAGAAAACCAGAGAAUAAUGUUUUGAAGAGUUCGUAUUUGUGGAUGAUCUUUUCGUGACUAUACUUCAUAAAAGACUACUGAAAUGAAGAUAUUAUUUGACGUAAUGCCAUCCAAAGUAAAACAAGUUAAAAGACGUCAUAGAUCCAUCCGUUCGUUGUGCAUUUUUGCACUUCUUAUAUGCAGCACCAAACUAUUUAUGAGUUACAACAUUUUUCCGACAUUCCACCUCAUGAAUCGUUUUGUAAAAAAUAGAAAAACAAUUUCCAGUAACCAAAUUUUGGAAUUUGGAGAUACGCAGGAAACAAUGUGGAAUUCAGAAGAAACAAGAUACCAAACAAAUGAAAAAUACUUCUCAUUAGGAAAUGAAUCGCAGCAAUCAAAAAUUACACAAAAUAAUAAAAUUGUCGUUGAGAAAUUGGAUGAUGGGCGUAACACAUUUCAUAUUAAAGGACUUCCAACUGCCAAAAUACGAGAAGUUAGACAUUUUUUGUCAAUCACCAAACCACCGGAAAAUAUGAAACACGAGCUUACAACACAAGCUAAACAGGUCUAUCAAAAAAGAAAAGAAAGGCUGUUGGAGACGUGUGAAGAUCAUCUGAAACAGGAAUGGUCGAACGAUAUGCAGCUUAUUUCAUCACCAGAUCAAAUAUUGACUGUUUGCGUGGUGCAAAAGGCAGGAAGUUCAAGCUGGCACAAAGUGGUGUACAAUCUGAGAAAUCCAAAUACCACUUGGAGCGGAAUUGGUCAUGGUAUCAAUCGAGAGCACGGAAUGUCCCUUCCUGAAAUUGUCAAAUACGAUCUUAUGAAUAACGAAAAUGGAACAAGAGUACUAACCGUUCGACAUCCAUUUUCGCGAAUAAUAUCUGGCUGGAACAACAAAUUUCAUAAAAACCACUUACAAUCGUCGACAAGGAUUCUCAGUGAGUUACGUGGAAUUGAAAAAUAUAUCAAUCUUUCAAAAGCGGAUGAUGAUCAUAUUAUUGCAUUUGAGGAUUUUGUUCAGUAUCUCGUCGACAGAGGUUUAAAAGGAAUAGACGCUCAUUUCCGAACAGUGGAACAACUAUGCAGGCCAUGUAAUUUUCCUUAUGACUAUAUUAGUAAAACUGAAACGUCUUUACAUCACUUGUGGUACAUAUUGGAAAGAGUGGGAGGAAAUAUGACAAAUUUUGCAAAACAUUAUGCCGUUAAAGAUGGAUUUAUUAAGGGCAAACGCGAACACUUUGACAUGUGGAAAGCAGAGCAAAAAAUUAUUUCAAAUUUUUUUGAAAAAGUGCCAGUAACAACAACAGAGAAAUUGUUUGAUUUGUAUAAAAUAGAUUUUCACAGGUUUGGAUAUACGUUCGAUAUAGAAUCAAGGAUUGCAGGAGACAAUUUGGGUUAAGUCCAACUUCCAAUUGAAAAUAUUUUCCAUAUUGGAAAA